CGCGGGGCGGUGGGACCACAGUGGGACUCGGACCGGCUGCUGCCACGUCGCCCUGUGAGGCGGAUUUAUUCAUUUUUAACAGAAACGGGAAUUAAAAUAAAUACCGUGCUUUAGCCGCAGUCAUGGUUUCCGUCAUCAACACAGUGGACACCUCGCACGAGGACAUGAUUCACGAUGCCCAGAUGGAUUACUACGGCACUCGGCUGGCUACCUGCUCCUCCGACCGCACCGUCAAGAUCUUUGAUGUCAGGAACGGAGGGCAGAUUCUGGUGGCAGAUCUCAGAGGCCACGAGGGUCCCGUGUGGCAGGUGGCGUGGGCUCACCCCAUGUUCGGGAACAUCUUGGCCUCCUGUUCGUACGACCGGAAAGUCAUCGUGUGGAAGGAGGAGAACGGAUCGUGGGACAAGAUGUACGAAUACACGGGACACGAGUCCUCAGUGAACUCUGUCUGCUGGGGUCCGUACGACUUCGGCCUGAUCCUGGCCUGCGGCAGCUCAGACGGCGCCAUUUCUCUUCUCACGUUCACCGGAGAUCAGCAGUGGGACGUGAAGAAGAUCAGCAACGCACACACGAUCGGCUGUAACGCCGUCAGCUGGGCCCCCGCCGUCGUCCCAGGCAGCCUCAUCGAUCAGCCGUCGGGACAAAAACCAAACUAUGUGAAGCGCUUCGUCUCCGGAGGCUGCGACAACCUGGUCAAGCUCUGGAAGGAGGAGGACGGACAGUGGAAGGAGGACCAGAAGCUGGAGGCGCACAGCGACUGGGUGCGAGACGUCGGCUGGGCUCCGUCCAUCGGUCUGCCAACCAGCACCAUCGCCAGCUGCUCUCAGGACGGCCGUGUUUUCAUCUGGACGUGUGACGACCCCGCAGGAAACACCUGGACGGCCAAGCUGCUGCACAAGUUCAACGACGUGGUCUGGCACGUCAGCUGGUCCAUCACCGGGAACAUCCUGGCUGUUUCUGGAGGGGACAACAAGGUGACGCUGUGGAAGGAGUCGAUGGACGGUCAGUGGGCCUGCAUCAGCGACGUGAGCAAAGGGCAGGGAGCCGUGUCCACCAUCACAGACACACAGCAGAAUGAGCAGUGACCACACACAUACACACACACACACACACACACACACACACACACACACAAUAACGCCCAGUAAUACUCAGAUGAGAAGUCGCUCAUUUGGACAUUUGGACUGUUUCUCAUGCUUCGCUGUAAAAGAAUUGUCAGUUCUGAGUUCAUUCAGAGCAGAAAUAAACGUCACAUUUCAAAGAUUCUCUCGUUCUUUGUCCUCUCAUGAGGACUUUAUGAAUACAACUGCGUCUCACUGAUUUAAAAUGGAAAAGUUCGUAUUUUU
Messenger RNA from Salarias fasciatus (jewelled blenny), 1346 nucleotides. It is a transcript of the gene sec13, whose product is annotated as SEC13 homolog, nuclear pore and COPII coat complex component. The transcript is spliced from 9 exons. Gene Ontology annotation, molecular function: protein binding; structural molecule activity. The record is from RefSeq and is a predicted model, not a curated record. Gene Ontology annotation, cellular component: nuclear pore outer ring; COPII vesicle coat. Bases 123 to 1085 code for a protein of 320 amino acids. Lineage: Eukaryota; Metazoa; Chordata; Actinopteri; Blenniiformes; Blenniidae. Gene Ontology annotation, biological process: positive regulation of TOR signaling; protein import into nucleus; COPII-coated vesicle budding.